AUGCAGAUACCUGCUCGAACUAGCUCUGCCCCACCAAAUUUUGAUUCCUUAAAAGCUAAUAAACUUCCAACUCCAUCAAUCCCAAAACAACAAUUACAAAGAAAAGAUGAUGUUUUUGUUUAUGUUUCUGUUGUUCAAGGACAAGUGACAGAUGUUCCUCAAGCAAUUCCUAGAAUGUUCCAGAACAUGUUUCCUUUUGCUACAGGACAG
Lactuca virosa is the source of this 210-nucleotide messenger RNA. NCBI's taxonomy places the organism in Eukaryota, Viridiplantae, Streptophyta, Magnoliopsida, Asterales, Asteraceae. The record is from the annotation of a GenBank genome assembly.